This is a messenger RNA of Pseudopodoces humilis (Tibetan ground-tit), 1026 nucleotides long. The record is from RefSeq and is a predicted model, not a curated record. Lineage: Eukaryota; Metazoa; Chordata; Aves; Passeriformes; Paridae.
CGCUGCAGGGGCUGCUGGAGAUGGCGGUGGUGGCCGGCGAGGCGCGGCCCGAGCCCCGGGAGCCCAUAAGCGAGGAGAGGCAGCGCUGGCUCCACGCCGCCGUCACCGAGGCUUUGGGCAGCACCGGAACCGCCCGGGCCCAGCUGCGGCGCUGCCUGCGGGCCCUGGGCCGGCCGGAACCGGAACCGGAACCGGGGAAACCGGGACACCCGGAACAGCCGGAACUGGAACACACGGAACCGGAACCGGGACACACCAGACCGGGACACCCGGAACAGCCGGAACUGGAACAGCCGGAGCUGGACCCGGAGCUGGCCCAGCAGGCGCUGGCCGAGCUGGCCGAGCUCUGCGAGAGCCUGGACAACGCCAUCGGCCUGGUGCGGGCGCAGCCGCAGGGGCUGCAGCAGCUGGAGGCUCUGGGGGGUCUGGGGGUGCUGGGGGAGCUUUUGGGGAGCCCCCAGCCCCCCCUGAGGGCUCGGGCGGCGUUCCUGCUGCACUGCCUGCUCAGAGAGCACCCCCGGCUGACGGAGCCGCUGCUCUCUCAGGGUUCGGUGCCGCGGGCGGCGGCGCUGCUGCGAUCCCGACACGACGGCGCCCACGAGCACGGCCUGGGGACCCUGUGGGCUUUGGCGUCGGGGAGCCCCGAGGGGCUGCGGCAGUGCCGGGACCCCGCGCUGGGGCUGGAGCCGCUGCUCCGGGAGCGCCGCCGGAUCCUGCGGGGCCUCGAGCAGUUCCAGGAGGAGCUGGAAUUCUGCGAGCGGCUCCUGCAGCUCUGCUUCCCCGAGGAAUCCGCCAUGGACCGGUGACCCCAAAACCGCCCCAAAUCGCCCCAAAAAUCCCGCCCGGGAUCCCGGGACCCCCCGGCCCGGGGGGAACGAACGCUCCGGGCCCGGCCCUGCCUGAGGUUUCGGGCGGGAUCGGUGACGUCAUUGAGGAAAAAAAGGGGAAAAAUAAAAAAAAAAAACCCCAAAAUUGCCCAAAUUCAGCGCCGGGCGCGAGGGGCGGGGUUAUGCUAAUAAAGAGGCG